This is a messenger RNA of Entrophospora sp. SA101, 522 nucleotides long. Lineage: Eukaryota; Fungi; Glomeromycota; Glomeromycetes; Entrophosporales; Entrophosporaceae. The record is from the annotation of a GenBank genome assembly.
AUGUCAAAAAAGAUACUUUCGACCAGUGCAAUGAUGAUAGAUGAUGAAGAACGGGUUAAAAAAUUUGACGACGACUUUGAGUCAUCAAAUCAACCUUCAUCACGUCCUGGCUACAUACCUUCCCACAUGCCACCUUUUCCUAGCAAACAUACAUAUAAGAAAACACCGGUAUUUCCAAAACGAUUAGAUUACAAUCCAACAAGAAUAAGAAAAAUGCGAUUAGAACAAUCAAGAUUAGUUGAAAAUAACUCACCUUCUUCGUCAUUAACAAUUGUCUCGGCAAAAUCAUCAGAGUCACAACAACAACUAGAUGAUGAAAAUUUGUCAAAAGUAUCAAUGCCGAUAACUAAUUUUCGUUCAACCAUCGUUCAUACAGGUACAAUCAAGAAUCAUCCAAAGUAUGAUGCUAGAUUGAUUCGUUGUUUAACAGAUGAAUCAACACUGAAUCGAUAUAGUAAGGAUAAAUCUGAACGAAUAAAAUCAAGCUGGGAAGACGUUUUAGAAAAACAGAAAAAUUUAUAA